AGCGUCCCGGGACAGGAGCUACAGAAAGGGGAUCGUACCCAUCUUUUAAGUGACAGCCGACACAGGCCUGAGCGCAGAGCAGGAGCCUCCUUGUUCGGGACACCGGACGGCUGCAGCGGGUGUGCAGGGUGUGCGUCUCCCGCGUUGGAUCACGAUGAUGCAAAGCGCGGCAGUGCUGCCGACAGAGAGCCCUGUGAAGAGUUUACCAGAGAUUCUCGGAGUGCCACUGCAACAGAUCCCUCAGUGCGCAGGAUGCAGUCAACACAUCCUGGACAAGUUCAUCCUCAAAGUGCUAGACAGACACUGGCACUCCAAGUGCCUCAAGUGUGCAGACUGCCAGACCCCGCUGGCCGACAAGUGCUUCUCCAGAGCAGGGAGUGUCUACUGCAAAGAGGACUUCUUCAAGCGUUUUGGGACAAAGUGUGCGUCAUGCCAACAGGGGAUUCCUCCCACGCAGGUAGUGCGGAAAGCACAGGACUUUGUGUAUCACCUGCACUGCUUUGCCUGCAUAAUGUGCAGUCGACAGCUGGCCACUGGGGACGAGUUUUAUCUCAUGGAGGAUGGGAGACUGGUGUGCAAAGUGGACUAUGAGACAGCCAAACAGAAUGAUGAUUCCGAAGCAGGGACCAAGAGACCCAGGACCACCAUCACAGCCAAGCAGCUAGAGACGCUCAAAAGUGCCUAUAAGAACUCGCCCAAGCCGGCACGCCAUGUCCGGGAGCAGCUGUCCUCAGAAACAGGCCUGGACAUGAGAGUGGUGCAGGUCUGGUUUCAGAACAGGCGAGCAAAAGAGAAGCGGCUGAAGAAGGACGCAGGACGCCAUCGCUGGACUCAGUUUUAUAAGAGCGUCAAACGCAGUCGAGGAGGGACGAAAGCAGAGAAGGAAAGUUCAGCCGAUGACGCAGGCCUCAGUGACAGUGAACUCAGCUUCAGAGAUGACCAGGUGCUGUCCGACCUGGGCCACACUAACGGCCUCUACGGCAGCGUGGGGGACGUGACCAGUGGAGCGGUGCUUAAUGGGAGCUUCACUGUGGAUGCAGCGGGACAGCCCUACCAUGACAUCAGAGCAGGAAGUCCUUACGGUCUGCCUCAAUCGCCAUCUUCCAUCGGCUCUCUGCCCGGACACACCCCUCUGCUCAACAACCUAGCUUUCAGCAUGGACAGUCUGGUGGCACAAGGGGGGACUGGGGGGGUGGGCCAGGCCCUUAGAGCCAUGGCAGGAGGCCCCACCUCAGAUCUGUCCACAGGCAGCAGUACGGGAUACCCCGAUUUCCCCACCAGUCCCGCCUCCUGGCUCGACGAGAUGGACCAUUCGCAGUUCUGAGCCUCUGAGAGCACAGUGCAAUCUAUGGGGACCCAAGGGAAAGACUCAAGGCUUUUUACAUUUGUAUUGUUCUCCAGACAGGAGUUUGGUAAAGAGAAGGAGAAUAGGGGUCCAGAUUUGUAGACUUGUCUCAUCACUUAGUACAUGACUGGAGAGAGUGCAGCUGAAUUUUCAACACUGUACCAUGUCCCAUUUUUAUUUGAAACAACUUCAUUUUGUUUUUCACUUUGGAAAAAGAGUGAACCUCGACAAGCCACAUGCCUGUGUUACAGCUACAAGGACUCCUUCCCCGUGGUCUCUCACUCAUGUCAGAGGAACUGCUGUGGCCACAUCAAAGCCUUUCUUUUGCACUUUACUCUCCCUGUCUUUUCCCAUUGUCUGGAUGAGAAGAGGAGAAACUAUCUGUAUGCACAAGGCAGAAUCACAGUGAUUUAUUGGGAGAAAAAAUACAAAAAACAGUGGCACAAGUGUGAAUUUUGACCCAUGAAAAGGUUUUAUAUUGUAUCUCUGAAGCUUCUGAACACUUCAGUUAUUUGGAGGUAGCCACAGUGUGUCUGUCUGUCCAUCUCACAAUAUUUUGUGUUUUUCAAAGAUCUGAGGAGGUGCUGGACUUGUAAAAUGGCUGUAUGCUCAGAGCAGACAUUGUGUUUUAAUGUUAUCAUUUAUUAUUAAAAUGACAGAUUUGAGUUUGAGAAAAACACAUCUGAUGAUCUAAACAUACACUGAUCAAGUUAUACAUUUUAUAUUAUUUAUUUUACUUUCAAAUUCACAUAUUUUCUAAUGUAUUGGAAUAGAAAAGCUGUCAAGUAUUAGCAGGGACUAUGUUGAGAUAUCUGUCUUUCUUUGGUCUGAUCCAGGCUUCUCGUGGUAAUCUACUCAGUGUUGCAGGGCUUUGGCUUUGCCCCAUAUCAACCUACUUACUAACCCCAGAUGUGGCAGCCCUGCGUGGCUCCAUCACAGAGGGAUUAAAGGACUGUCCCUCCUUCUACUUGGGCCACGUACUGCGGGUCAGGAGUGGAUUCUUAGUUCAGGCCACACAAGCUGAAACCCACAGAAGGAGGGCAGAUGUCCAAAAAUAUAUGAGGGACUAGAGCUGUGCGAUAAGACAACAAAAUGUAUCAUGAUUUUUUUUCACUGAUCAC
Molecule: messenger RNA, 2466 nt
Organism: Periophthalmus magnuspinnatus
Lineage: Eukaryota; Metazoa; Chordata; Actinopteri; Gobiiformes; Gobiidae
Gene: lhx4
Product: LIM homeobox 4
Exons: 6
Coding region: 155-1324 (389 amino acids)
Biological process (GO): regulation of transcription by RNA polymerase II; neuron differentiation
Cellular component (GO): nucleus
Molecular function (GO): DNA-binding transcription factor activity, RNA polymerase II-specific; RNA polymerase II transcription regulatory region sequence-specific DNA binding
Source: RefSeq, a predicted model, not a curated record